This is a messenger RNA of Drosophila gunungcola (fruit fly), 4660 nucleotides long. RefSeq names its product centrosome-associated protein Alms1a-like. Lineage: Eukaryota; Metazoa; Arthropoda; Insecta; Diptera; Drosophilidae. The record is from RefSeq and is a predicted model, not a curated record.
UGUCAGAAAUGCUGGAAAAACGAAAUUUGAAAACAAUUCACCAAAGCGCGGCUUGCUGACUAAGAAACUGACAUAAAACAAGGAAAUAAACGGGUUAAUCCUUGACAUCCGAGUGAGUACUGGUGGCCCGCAUCCAAAUCCAUCCACAAUGUCCAGUUCCAAGCAUCGCAAGACGGCUAAAUCAUCGCGCGUUCCGCCGCAGGCCAAAGAAUAUAUCACCGAAUUGGCGGAUGAUCGCGAAUUGGAGCGAUUCAUGGCCUUCUCGUCGACGGCAAGUAGUGGAGCCAGCGGCAGCACCCACAGUUGUGCAUUGGGAGUGAUCAUGCAGCCAGGACUCGUCUCCACCGCCGCCCGGGAGCAUGGAUCUCGGCCAGAAUCGUGUCACAGGCGUCGCCUGAGGAGCAGGGAGUGUCCACUGGCCAAGGGAUCAUCGGAUGAGCAACUUCUGAACCUGCCUCCAUCAUCGCCACUCAGCAAGCCCGCUGUUUCCUUAGAAAUCCAGCCCAAAACCAGUGAAUACACCAUUAUACCCAUUGUACUGGACGACAACAAGCAGGCCAAUCAAACCAUGUCAUUAUCCGUGGAGGACCUGAGGACACCCACCAAAGAGAUGCAUACGAAGAAGACGCAGACGCCCGAGUCCGCCUUGAAGUGCCACAAGCGCCUGGAAUGGGAUCCCGCCGCCGAUGUGGGCUACUACAAGCGGGCGGUCUCGACCAGCAACAUCAGCACCCUGGAGCGAUCCGUUUUAGAGGAGUGCGGCUGGCGGCAGCCCAGCCUACUGCAGCAGCGAUCCGAGACGGACCUGGACAGACUGCAGCAGGAGGAGGCAUUGCCGGGGCAGGACAAGCCCACGCCACCGCCACUGGCCUCCAGCACUUUUGUCAAUCGCAGCGAUCGCCGCAAGCCCUUCAAACUGGGCUCAUUGGGCAGUUCCCUGGGAUCCAGGAAGGAUGAUUCGCCGGAGAAUAACCGGAGCAGCGAAAGGCAGGAUGAUUCUGGCUGCAGCUCUAGACAAAAGGUUUCUGGCAGCAUUUCAGGGAAGGAGCAGUCCUCCCCACGCAGCAGUUUCAGAAAAGAAGAUGCCACAAACAGCUCAAAACACAAAGAUAGCCACUUCCAAUCCAGAAAAGAGGAUAGCCAAGGCAGCUCUAAAAAAGAAGCUAACCAAAAAGACAGCUCCAGAAAAGACGAAGCUACCCAAAGCAGUUUAAGAAAAGAAGCUGCCCAAAGGGCUUGCUCCAGGAAAGAUGAAGCUACCCAAAGCAGUUUAAGAAAAGUCCAAGCUUCCCAAAACAGCUCUAGCAAAGAUGAAGCUACCCAAUGCAGUUACAGAAAAGAUCAAGCUUCGCAACACAGCUCCAGAAAUAUGGGAUCCCUAAGCCACAUUUCCAAAGAGGAAGACUCUCGAAACAGCACCAGAAAAGAUCAUAUAAGGUUUAGCUCCCGAGAUCUACAAGAUCCGCAGAACAGUUCCCGCCGAGAAUCGCUGAGUAGCUUGCGCAUGGAAUCACUUGGCAGUUACAGAAGAGACGACUCGAGGCUCAACUCGCAGAACAGCUCCAGAAUGGGAUCACAAGUCAGCUCAAGGCUGGGCGAAUCCCGAUCCAUUUCGCGGCGGGAGUCCCAAACCACGUCACUAUAUGGCAGUUCGGCGGCCAGCAGCUUCGAUUACCACAUCUACAUGGGUCAGGAGCAUGGCAUGGACAAGCCUGAGCAGCUGAACCAGCUGGAUAAGAAACAGCUGGAAAAGGAGCCACCAAAAAAAGAGCAGGCCAAGAAAAUUCAGCAGAAAGCAGAGGCUCAGGAACAGAAAGAUCAGCAGGCAAGGGAUCCAGAGCAGCAGAAGGAGCAGCUGGAGAAGACACAACAGGCACACAAGGAUCAACGGAGGAUUCAGCAGCAGGACAAGGACCAGAGAAAAGCUGAGCUGCGGGAAAGGGAGCGCGAACAGGAGCGUCAGUUCACGGCGGCCCAAUUCGAGAAGAUCCUGGGCAGUCGACGGCACGAGAACAAGGAGAAUCGGCAACCAGAAGCCAUUCCCUCCACAUCCUCCUCUUCGGUGGGUAUGGGAUCGGCAGGUGGUCCGCAAGGAGACCUGGAUCUGGGCAUCGAUUUGCUCUGCUCUCUGGUGAAAACGCGCAGUCUCAGCCAGGGUCAGCGAAAGAAACUGGUCAGGGACAUAGCCAGGCGCAUAUCCAGUCUGGAUUUGGCCGAAUCCGGCAGCAGUUUGCGCUCCCUGCGAAGCAAUCAAACUAGAGUGCCAACUCCUCUGCAGCGGCAAGAUGUGGCCACCAAUACCUCGAGAAGCUCGUCCAUCACCAUGCCUGUGCCCGCUCCCCGGAAGCUCGGAACAGGCGGCACACCUUCGCCACUGGCCGGCAGUUUCUCGGCCAGCGGCUCGACGACCAGUGCCUCCCACGAUGUCGUCACCCAGAAGACCAAUGUGCGGGAGGCGGCCUCCACGGACGCAGAUGCCGAACCCUCGGAUCUGCAAGAAUGGCUGAAUCCCAUGACCCAAAGCGAAAUCGAGUACGAGCGGCGUUUGAAAGGAGGCAUCGAUUCGGAGCGGCGGAACCAACUAAACUGGAUCGACUCGGAGAUUCGUCGGCUGCAGGCAUUGCAACAGCUGUUGGCCAGUGUCGGGGUCACAAUGCCAUGCCCAUCCGUGGACAAGGACCCGGCCUUGGCCAGCGAUAACUUGGAGUUGCCAAGUUUGGAGCGGCGCAAUGGGGGUCGGGAGCGGCCACAAGUUCACUUGCAAAAGGCAGCAACACCAGGCACUCCUUGUCCGCCAGUGAGAGUUGAAUCAGUUGGUGUGCCACUAAGGGAACUGCCACCUACUCCCUCGGCUUCUUCUCUUAGCACCUCAGAUCCAACAGCGCCAAAGCCACCGUCACCGCCACCACCACCAUUACCACCUCAUCUUGACCAGCAAAGAGCACAGCACCGCAAAAAGAUGGCCACUCCUGUGCUCAUUUCGAACAGCUCCUCCAGCGGCGGUGGUCGCAGCGAAAGCGUCUGCUCCUUUGUCCAGCAGAGGCAGCGACAGUUCCGCGAACACUACCAGAACCAGCAGCAGCAGCAGCAGUUGCUCUUGCUCAAGCAGCAGCAACUUUACCAGCAGCAACAGCAGCAGCAGCAGCAACUCUACAGGCAGCAGCAGCAGCAACAGCAAGGAUCUACCAUUCAUCACCAGCAAUUUCAGCAAUGUCAGCGGCAACAUUCGCAGCAAACACAACAUCAACAUCUGCAGCAACACGAAGCGCAGGAGCAGGAGUUGGAACAGGAUCAUCAGCAGCAGGAACAGGAAGAGGAGCAAUACAUGCAGAUGCAGUACGCUCAGGCGGCGGGCAGUGGUGCGUAUGCCACGUUGCCCCAUUGCCUGAGCGGCAGUGCGGGCUACAGUUGUGCAGACAAGGAGCAGGCCAUCUACUACCAGGUGGUCAACUCGCAGGAUGGAGCGGCCAGCUAUGUGCAGGCGGCCAUGGUGGCCACAAGCAACGAGGGAGUCACCACCACGACCAGUUCGUCAGCCUCGAUGAUGUGCAUCAGUUCGGAGAUGUCCAUACCCAUGGGCAGGGUGAAUACGUGCGAGACAACGACAACGACAACCACCACCCAUCAGUACGAUGAUGUGGCCUGUCGGCGGGCGACGGAAAGGCAAUCCAAGCCGGCGAGGCAUCGCCAUCGCCAUCGACAUUGCAAUUCGGCCGAGAGCAUCGGCAUGCAGCGACAGACGCUCCAAGUGCGUCCCCGUGGCAUCGCCUAUGUCAUCCAGUUCACGGCCACCGGCGACGGCGAAGUCCUGCCCGAAACGCGUUCCCUGCAGGACCAACUGCAGCUGGCGCGACCCGAGUUCUGUGCCAAGUCCAAGCAGCGCAAGGCCAUCCUCAACCAGAUGCAGAUGAUCCGCAAUAUGCGGCGACGCGAAAUGGACCAUCUGCUGGGCGAGAACAACAGCUUGGAGACGCUGGACAGGCGACUGCUGCAGCUGCCGCCUCCGGCCAUUUCUCGCUUAAGGAUAUUCUCCACCAGGGAAAUGAAGGCGAUGACCACCAAGCGAUGUCAGAGUUUGCCAGAAGUGUUGGCCGCUCAAAAUCGCGAGCAGGAGGAACGAAGGCGUCGCUGCAAUCGUCUGAUGCGAGAUGUCUUCAAUAAGCGCCUUCAAAAUCGCGUGGCCAAUGGACAGCUUUCGCUGAAUCACAGUAGGACAAUCAUCUAGCGAAGAUGGAUAUAAGAAUGCCACAAAUCAACUCAAAGGACACCAAAAGUACACAACCCACCAGUUUUAUUUUUUUUUUGCCAUUGCUAGGCUUUUUGUUUUGCAUAACACCUAAUCGUUUCAAAUUGUUAAACCUUUUAAUCAGGUUGAUUUAGUUAAUAGGAAAUGUUACAGUUUCUUUGGGUUACACUGUCACUAGUUAACUACUAACAUAAAUAUGUAUGUUUAUUUUAUGAAACCAGCAUUUAACUAAAUUUGUAAAGUUUUUUAAUCAAAUAAAAAUACCAUCACGGAUUUGACAAUGUUGUAAUUAGAAAGAUAUGAAAAAAGAACACCCGAUUCAAAUUGCCUUUGUAGUGUGACCAUACUCAUAUAUUUUAAAUAGUGUGGAUUUGUGAUUCUUCAAUAUACGGUCACACAGUUUGCCGCCAAAUU